This is a messenger RNA of Erythranthe guttata (spotted monkey flower), 855 nucleotides long. The record is from RefSeq and is a predicted model, not a curated record. Lineage: Eukaryota; Viridiplantae; Streptophyta; Magnoliopsida; Lamiales; Phrymaceae.
AUGGAAAUCUUGUCAUCAAUAUUCGACUACGAAUACGAUUACCGUUACUAUAAUUCGAUAUACGCGGAAGAGCGUCAGCUGGAAGAAGCUCUCGCCGCCUCUCUACACAUAUCAUCUCCACCAACAAACCACCACCAUGCCACGUCAUCAUCAAGUAACCACCACCAUGCCACGUCAUCAUCAAGGAACAACCAAGCCACGUCAUCAUCAUCUUCGAGAACUACUUCAUGCGAAAUUUGCACGGAAGACAGACGAAAAUCGGACAUGCACAAAACCGAAGGCUGCAACCAUUCAUUCUGCUACGACUGCAUAUCGAAGCACAUCCAAUACAAGCUCCAACAGAACAUAGUACCGGUCACGUGUCCCUAUCCAGACUGUCCGAACAUCAUCCAACCGAAUAAUAACAAUAAUAAUAAUAAUAAUGGGUCGUCUUUAAUUAGGUCUAAAAUCCCACAAGAAGUUCUCGACCGGUGGGAGAAGGCGACAAUCGAGUCCAUCAUUCUUGCUUCUUCGGAUGAAAUAAUCCACUGCCCUUACGAGAAAUGCUCGGAGAUUCUCGUUAUCGAGAAUGGCGUUAACGUAAUUACUGAAACCGAGUGCCCUAGGUGUCACAAAUUGUUCUGUGCAAAGUGUAGGGUUUCUUGGCAUUACGGAUUCAGCUGUCGAGAUUUUCAGAGAUUGAAUCGAAACGACAGAGACAAGAGGAAGUUAAGGUUGUUGGCGAAAGAGAACAAGUGGAAGAAAUGCCCUAAUUGUAGGGUUUUCGUUGACAAGACCGAAGGAUGUGUACACAUUACUUGCAGGUAAUUUGUUAAUUUAAUUUAAUUUAUUUUUAUUUUGAAAGUUGGAUUAAUU